AGAAAACAGCCGGCGUCUUUGAAAGGGACUGACGCGCCGUCAGCACGUGUAUUUAGUGUUUCGCGUAACAUAUUGCAGUGGAUACCAAAUUGAAUAGCCUGAGAAUUGACCUUCGUUGCUGAUAUACUAUUUCAUGCUCAACGUGUCGCUUUCAUAAUACGGAAGUUUCGGAAGCACCCAUAGUUCCCAACUUUUGAAAAAUCCUUUAUUACAGGUAGAAAUUUAAGGUCAGAUUCAUAUAACUGCAACCUAAAAUCCAAAGUUUAUUGAUUCGCAUCAUUUACUUGGUAGACGUGAAAGUUUUGUGUAAUUACACAAAUAAUCAGAGUGAUUUGAAUCAGUCUUCAGUAACAAAGUUAUAUAUAUAGUAGGUGCACAUAGUUUAUUUCUAUGGAUGAUGUAUUCAAUAGCGAAAUAUCUGAUGUCCAUUCAGAGUUAGAAGUUGGGUCACGAGACUGGGAACGUCGUGCUGAGGAGGUUUAUAGUGCAGGUAUACGAGAAGGAUAUUUCGCCAAAAGUGACGUUGUUUUACAAAACGAAUUUAAUAUUGGUGUUGAUCAAGGAUUUGCAUCGACAUUUGAACUGGCAGUUUUAAAAGGGCGAUUAUCAGUAAGGUUAUACUAUUCAACAGGCGAAAAACAUUCGAAAAUUAAAAAUCUCGUUAAGUCAAUUGACGAAAAAGAAAAACAGCUCAUAUCACUGGGUUCUAUAGAAAAAGAUUUAACUUACCAACAGCUUGUACAUGAGGCUAAAGUUCUCUUAGCACCUUAAACAGUAAACUUACGUGAAAUUUUUGUACAUAGAUUUUAUACUUUUCAUAUUACGUCUUUUUGUUUAUUCUUUACAAUAUUUGUUGAUCCUUGGUUCCCAUAUUUGACGGGUCAGUAUUCUGGAACAAUUUAAUUGUAUGUCCACUAUUUACUGUAAAGUUGUGCA
Schistosoma intercalatum is the source of this 936-nucleotide messenger RNA. Lineage: Eukaryota; Metazoa; Platyhelminthes; Trematoda; Strigeidida; Schistosomatidae. The record is from the annotation of a GenBank genome assembly.